GGGAAGCCUAUAAAGGGGGUGACCCAGCCAUCAAAAAUCACCAGUACUUAUUCAGCUACAGGUUUAUCUGCAGACAUCGGAGCCAUCUGUUCCUGCACAGCACAGUGAAACCAUAACGAGACAAACUGAGUGGGAAAGACAGACAGACAAAGGCAGUGAGAGCUAUGCUUCAUAAUGGUGCUGGGACAAGUGGAGGACAAGACAGCGGCAGUAGUACAAAGGACCAGAAGCAACUUCAUCAGCUGGUAGAAGAGCCUUCUGAGUUUUCCAGAUCACAGAUAAAGUACACAGGAGGCAAUCCAUCUUCAAGAGCCACUCAGUGCAUCAUUUCAAAGGGCACCAGUGAAAAAAAUAACAAGCAAAAUCAGCAGUCCAUCCCGCAGAGACCAUCAGUUCUCCGAAAGGGCAACCAGACUCUACCACAUGCCUUGUCCACUCCAGCUGGUGUAGGUGACUGUUCAACUGUACUCGUAUUUAAGGAAGAAAUGGACAAUAAUUUGCCAGUCAUCUUGCCAUCUUAUGGCACAGACUAUCCCACUAGAGUCAAUGCUUCUGGACCAAGUCCUGCUCAGAGCACAACAGAGAACCAUACAGAUCCUCCACAGAUCUCUGAGCACCUUUUAUUUUACAAAGGUGUGUGUACCUGGCCAGGCUGCAAGGAAACAUUCAAGGAAUAUAACCACUUCCUGAAACAUCUCUAUUCGGAGCAUGGCCCUGGAGACAAAACUAUUGAACAGUGGAGAAUGCAGAAAAAUAUGGUCGAACGCAUGGAGAGUCAGUUAGUUGCGGAGCGGCAGAGGUUACAUUCCAUGUACCUGCAUCUGUUUGAUGCUAACCCAAGACCGAAGCAGUCCAAUACUCCUUCAGGAAGCCUGCAGUCAUGUCAGAGUUUGAGCAUUUUACAUGCACAAAACACAACUUCAUCUGACAUGCUACCUCCAGGAUACUGGCAGAUCCCAACAACCCCAUUCAUACCUGGAAUUAUCCCUAGUAUUGAGUGCUACAAAUACACGAACAUGAGGCCACCAUUUACUUAUGCCUCCAUGAUAAGAUGGGCGAUUCUUGAAUCUCCUGAAAAACAGCUAACACUGAAUGAAAUCUAUCACUGGUUCACACGCAAGUUCUUCUACUUCCGUCAUAACACAGCCACAUGGAAGAAUGCAGUGCGGCACAAUCUCAGCCUCCAUAAGUGCUUUGUACGUGUUGAUGGAGGGAAAGGCUCCGUUUGGACAGUGGAUGAGGCAGAAUUUCUGAGAAGGAGAGGGCAGAAGUUACACAGGGACCAAGACAUGAGCUGGGUGGCACACUAUUCCAUGUUCUUUUCUUGAAAUUACCUUCUUCAGUGUUAAGUCACAUCUUGAGACAUUCUGUGAAAUGUCACCUAUACCUCAAAGUGUCUCUUUCAGUAGAUCUAUGAGUAAUUUCUAAUUUUCAUUAGUCUUCAUUCUCUUUGACUUGCCAAUAGGGCUAUACUGUCUGUGGGCUUUUAUGGAGUUGGAUUUAUUUCAGUAGAAAUUUGAAUUUAAAUGCAAAAAAAAUAUUAUUAUAAUAAUCUGAAUUACUGGGUUUUGUAUUUACCUGCAAGUUAUUGUGAAUGCGAUUCUAAAAAUGUGAAUAAUUUAUUUUAAAAUUUCAAACGUUCAACUGCACACUCUUAAGCAUGAAAUUCAGUUUUGCAAACCACGAAAUUCAAGUUCAGUUCAAAAUUCAUUUUCAGAUAUAUAAUACAAAUUAAAAUGGAUAACUUUCAUGCGUCAAUGCAUUUUCAAAUGUUUGCAUUUUGUAUGCCAUUUCUUAUGGGAUGAUUUAUAACUCAAUAGCUUUUUUUUAGCUGCAGAAAGAUAUAUGCUCUACAUAGGCAGAUGCCUAAAAUACUAAGGUACACAAAUUAUUGUGAUAUUUCAUUGUAUUUAAAUGGUCUUAACUGUCCUAUGAUACAAAAUAAAAUAUUACUCUGAGAGAAA
Messenger RNA from Ictalurus punctatus (channel catfish), 1964 nucleotides. It is a transcript of the gene foxp3a, whose product is annotated as forkhead box P3a. Gene Ontology annotation, biological process: regulation of transcription by RNA polymerase II. Gene Ontology annotation, molecular function: RNA polymerase II cis-regulatory region sequence-specific DNA binding; DNA-binding transcription repressor activity, RNA polymerase II-specific. Gene Ontology annotation, cellular component: nucleus. The transcript has 13 exons. The coding region runs from base 165 to 1328 and encodes 387 amino acids. Lineage: Eukaryota; Metazoa; Chordata; Actinopteri; Siluriformes; Ictaluridae. The record is from RefSeq and is a predicted model, not a curated record.